AUAUCUCUAUGAAUUUGAGAGCAGUCUGGUCUUCAUGGUUUAGGCUAGCCAGGGCUGCAAAGUGAGACCUUGUAUAAAAUACCGAAAAGAGAGAAAGAAGGAAAGAAAGGAGAAGAUAUAACUGAUGGUGUCAGUGGCAGUAUGUAAUUAAUAGCAAAUAAUAUGCAAUUGAUAGUGACUAGCAGUAGAUUUCCCUUAUUUUUGUAAAACAUGUAAAUUCAGGGCUGGAGGUCAUAUAAGGCAAAGGCAUUACAUGCUAGGAUAAUUAGUGCUUGUAUCUUAGCAUAAAACACUGCCACCAGGUAAAUAUAUCCACUCACAUGUUAAGAUGGGCAAGAAUGAAAUACAAUAAUUCACACACACACACACACACACACACACACACACACACACACACACACAGAGUCUGUCAUAUUUUAAGUCAAACAAUGCACAAAUGAAUAAAUGUGUGGAGAGAAAAAGAAGUGUAACUAAAAAAGUACAAUCAUCUUAUCUAGUGGUCCCUAACCACCUGAGUUCUGUUCCUAAUUCUACCAACAAUUUAAGCUAAUGUGUUAAAAAUCUUUAAAAACCAUCUAUUAAUAAGUUAGUAUCAUAGUAGAACAUUUCUCCAAAAUAUCAAUACUCUUCAUAAUCAUGAUUAAAGUGUCUUUUAAAAGACUUGUCAGCUCUAAUAAAUGUUAGCAUUGCCUAUCUGAAUAUUUCACCUUAAUUACAGUAGCUUAUAUAGUAUAUGUUUCCACAACUGUUUUCCUAACCAUCGAUAAAAUAUGCUAGCUUACGAAAUGCCAGAGGAAUUUUCCAUGUUCAUAUAGUGUUUACUUGCACUUAAAUAGUGCAUCAAUAAUCUGAAAACAAGAAAUCGCCUGUGUGGCUAAACACUGUUUAGACGCUAUGGUUUCCAUCAUGGACUGCUUUCAACUGCUAUAUUUUAUGGCACAGAUUCAGUGGGAAUCUGAUCUGCUAAAAUAUUUGGGCUGUGAAAACUCCCACACUGUGACAGAUGUCAAGUCCAAUUAAGUGACUCAUGUCCAGAUUUCUGUCCAAUAGGAUUUCCCAUUAAAUAUCAAUUUAGGGGGAAAAAAAUUCCAUCCCCCUUCUUAAGCCUUUAUCUCUUCCACCAUCUCCAGGCGAAAUCAAUUGGUACCAGAAGAGCCAAGAAGCCACACAGGCAGCUGCCUCUUCGCUCUGGCUCUCCCAACCUCUCCUUUCUCUGCUUCCCGGGCAGUGGUACUCUAGAAGACCUUCGCAUCUCACCCAGCUUUCUCAAGCAUCUCCAAGCUACUGAGUAUAUAUAUUUUUUACUACCAGAGCCCUAGGAAGGGGGUAAGCGCGAGACUUCAACACUUCCGACUUAAAAAGAUCAACAACGAAUUUUCCGAAAUGUUUAAGAACAAUUAAAAGGAGCAGGCGUUUUCAAUCUAUCAACUAAGCGAGCAACCAUACCACCCACCUCCUAAGACACCGUCGCUCGCUGUGGCAGUCGGCGAGAUGACAGCCGCUUUUUCAUCUGUAGAUGUAAUAAAUAUUGGCUGCUUUUAAUAUUUACCAGAAUCUCUCCUCCUUGUUCCCUGGAAUUUUAACUCUAAAAGAUUGGCGAAAAGAUUGUCGACUGGGCUUUUGCAAGCCUCCAAAAUGAUGCUGAGUCCGGACCAAGCCGCCGACUCAGAUCACCCCAGCUCGACGCACUCGGACCCGGAGUCUCUGGGCGGCGCAGACGCCAAGGUGCUGGGCAGCGUGUCGGACCUGGAGCCGGUGGAGGAGGCCGACGGCGACGGCAAGGGCGGCAGCCGAGCCGCGCUCUACCCGCACCCGCAGCAGCUGAGCCGCGAGGAGAAGCGCCGCCGCCGGCGCGCCACGGCCAAGUACCGCUCGGCCCACGCCACCCGCGAGCGCAUCCGCGUGGAGGCCUUCAACCUGGCCUUCGCCGAGCUCCGCAAACUGCUGCCCACGCUGCCCCCGGACAAGAAGCUCUCCAAGAUCGAGAUCCUGCGCCUGGCCAUCUGCUACAUCUCCUAUCUCAACCACGUCCUGGACGUGUAGGGAGGGGGACGCCGCGGGAGGCCGCCGGUCCCGGUGUCUGGUCCGCCAAAGGCGACACACCCGGACUGCCAGGCCUGAGGGUCGCCCACAGACACCUGAACGCGGGGAAAAGCUUGCAGUCUGUUCUCUCUGGCCUGCAAGGCAAACAGAGGAAUGUUUCUGAGCCUGGGAGGUGGGGUUGGACAGAAAGACCUGGGGCUUGCAAGGGUAUUUUCCUGGCUGGAAGAACCUUCUGGAGGCACCUAGGGUGAGUUGCUCCGGGGGCUCUCCUCAGUGUAUUAGGAUCGAUCCCCUUAAGGGUGGUUGCGGUAACCCACUGGAGGCUCUGCGUUCCCCUAUAUUUAUAUCCCAUACAUCUUCAUGUUUUAAAAGAUUGAGGGCAGAUGCUUAACCCAGGCUGAUAGCUUCAGACUCUGACUAUCCGGGAUUUUUCUAACUAAGAAAUCACCAAACCUUUGGGGAGAAAGAAAAGAUGAAAAUCUCUUCCAUAUAGAGAUUAAGACACAGAAAGGUGUCCCAGCAAACUUUUUGUUACCUUGUCAAAUGAAAAAUCACAUUCGAAUACAGAUAAAAUUCUGAAUUUUUGGUGUUGUUAAAAAAAAAGAUGCAUUCAGAAGAGACAGACACACUGUGGGAGGAUUUGAGUUUGGUGAGACUUUAUCCCCAAGAUAGGACACUAAAGUAGAUAGAAAAAUCCAUAUUUAAAUGGAAGAUUUAACAUCUGAUUGCUUUUUCGGGCAAAGUGCCCCUUUAAAUAUCCAAAAACACCCCAUCUAAUUGUGACCUUAACAUGUGGACCCAUAGAUGCAGUUAGAAAAAAGACAACCUAUUUUUAUUUAUGUUAGAAGGAGUAGAGUAUUUUUUUCAAGACAUUUAUUUUUCAGAGUGGUGAUAAUUUUACUUUGGAUACUCUGUGCCAAUUUAUUUAUAGUCAAGUGUUUACACUUUUCCCCCGUGAAAUAAUUGCGUCUAACUUUUUAUGUGUUUGUUGAGAUUAUCUUGUGUUCUUUCCUCUUUUUUUCUGAUUAUAUUGCACUUGUAUAAGAGAGUCCCCACUUCCCCUUGUUUCUAAGCAUAUUUUAUAUAUUAAGAAGUUGGUUGUUUUGGUGUGAGAUCAGCAACACUAGCCCUUCACUACUAUAGUUUUAUAAAAAGUUAAGUGUUGUUAUUCUUGCCUGUAGUUUCGUCUGAAAAGUACUUUACAAACUGUUUAUAAGGAGAAUAGCUUCUUGUGUGUGCGUGUGUGACAUUUGUGUGUGGGAUGAUUUUAGGAAAUUACAUUAUUUUCCUAAAAAAAAAGAAAAAAGAAUUCAGAAUUACUUUCCUCUGUGACAACCAAAAAGAAAAGUCUGUGACCUGGAAAUGUUUCAUGUUCUCAGCUGUGAAACUCUUUAAAGCAAGAAGUGUAUUUUAGAGACAAGGGAGAAAGAAAAAAAAAAACACAUCUGCUAUCCAAAGAUUUUAGUCUUUUUCAGGGUUUUUUUGUGUCUCUGUUGCUUUAUAUAAUGCAAUAUUUUGUAGUGAAAAUAGAUAUAACCUGGUUUCUACCUGACGAGUUUUCAUAUCUCAUGACUGGUGCGCUGUUUUGCAUAUAA
Messenger RNA from Peromyscus californicus insignis, 3638 nucleotides. It is a transcript of the gene Nhlh2, whose product is annotated as nescient helix-loop-helix 2. Bases 1636 to 2043 code for a protein of 135 amino acids. Gene Ontology annotation, molecular function: RNA polymerase II cis-regulatory region sequence-specific DNA binding; protein dimerization activity; DNA-binding transcription factor activity, RNA polymerase II-specific. The transcript has 3 exons. Lineage: Eukaryota; Metazoa; Chordata; Mammalia; Rodentia; Cricetidae. The record is from RefSeq and is a predicted model, not a curated record. Gene Ontology annotation, biological process: regulation of transcription by RNA polymerase II.